This is a messenger RNA of Anopheles funestus (African malaria mosquito), 1658 nucleotides long. RefSeq names its product acetyl-CoA acetyltransferase, mitochondrial (gene Acat1). Bases 162 to 1406 code for a protein of 414 amino acids. Lineage: Eukaryota; Metazoa; Arthropoda; Insecta; Diptera; Culicidae. Gene Ontology annotation, molecular function: acetyl-CoA C-acetyltransferase activity. The transcript is spliced from 2 exons. Gene Ontology annotation, biological process: fatty acid beta-oxidation. The record is from RefSeq and is a predicted model, not a curated record.
CGAAUGCCGCAUCGUUUGAAGUGCAGUUACGUCGCCUUGGUAGCACAGACCACUAUCUGCGGACGGGUAAAUUAACCUAAUCAAUUCCCGCGGUCGUAGCGUUCCCGUGGUUCUAUUGGAAGAAGCAGUGUACACAAUUAUCGUCAAAAUCGGCAUACAAAAUGGUUCUCAAACUUGCCCAGUUCGCUAGCCGUGCUAUCGGAGGACGUGCCUACUAUUCUACCUCCGGCAAGAGAAACGAUGUUGUGAUCGUGGCCGCCACCCGUACCCCUAUUGGAAGCUUCCAGAGCAGCUUGUCAUCGCUUUCGGCUUCCCAGCUCGGUGCCGUUGCCGUUGAGUCGGUUGUGAAGCAGGCUGGCAUUGGCAAGGAGGAUGUGCAGGAGGUGUACAUUGGCAAUGUAAAUGCGGCCGGGAUGGGACAGGCACCAGCCCGCCAGGCUGUCAUUUUUGCCGGGCUUCCGAAGUCGACCAUCUGCACCACGGUGAAUAAGGUGUGUUCGUCGGGUAUGAAGAGCAUUAUGCUCGGGGCACAAACGCUGAUGCUUGGCCAGCAGGAAGUGAUCGUAGCCGGCGGUAUGGAAUCGAUGUCGAACGUGCCAUACUAUCUGAAGCGUGGCAGUACACCGUACGGUGGCGUUAACCUGAUCGAUGGCAUUGUGUUCGAUGGGCUGACGGAUGUAUACAACAAGUUCCAUAUGGGGAAUUGUGCGGAAAACACAGCCAAACAGAUGGGUAUUACGCGCAAGGAUCAGGACGAGUUUGCCAUUAACAGCUACAAGCGCAGUGCUGCCGCCUGGAGUGCGAAAGCAUUCGAUGCGGAAAUCACACCGGUGCGCAUUGCGGGCAAGCGUGGCAAACCGGAUAUCGUCGUGGCGGAGGACGAAGAGUACAAGCGGGUAAACUUUGACAAGUUCGGACAGCUGGCGACCGUGUUCCAGCGGGAAAAUGGUACCGUAACGGCGGGAAAUGCUUCAACGCUGAACGAUGGUGCAUCGGCCGUUGUGCUGAUGACGGCCGCAGCUGCGGAACGUUUCAAGUGCAAACCGUUGGCACGGGUAGUCGGUUUUGCCGAUGCGGAGACGGAUCCGAUCGAUUUUCCGAUCGCUCCAGCGCUUGCCGUGCCGAAGCUGCUGAAACAGACGGGCGUACGCAAGGAGGAUGUGGCAAUGUGGGAAAUUAAUGAAGCAUUUUCGCUGGUAGUUGUCGCCAAUCAGCGCAAGCUUGACAUCGAUCCAGAGAAGGUAAACAUCCACGGUGGAGCAGUUUCGCUCGGUCAUCCGAUCGGAAUGUCCGGUGCCCGUUUGGUGACCCAUCUGACACACGCCCUCAAAGCGGGACAGAUUGGUUGUGCCUCGAUUUGCAACGGUGGAGGUGGUGCAUCGUCGAUUCUGAUUGAAAAGCUGUAAGCAACAUUUCUUUUCCCGUCAAUUCCAGUGCAAUGGGGAGUGGGAUUUCUUACAAAAAAAUACCUCGAGUGUUGUUAAGACUCAGUUUAGAGGAUCGUGGGAGAAACAAUAACGAAAGUGCAUUUAUUAGAAUAGUUCACCACGGACAUGGUGGCGACACGAUCCCCUUACAACAAGUUGCCCAUCAAAUGAAACGUAUAUUUUGCUAUGCUACAAGCGAUUUUUUAAAUUCAAUAAAAUUGAAACCUAAAA